GUUCCGUCGCGAGCCCAUGCACGGCAGCCGGCGUACGUCAUCGCUAGUCAUCUCUUGGCUGUCGUGCGAGCGGGUCCCUUACGCACCGGGCUGGUCUCACGCGUUGAAUCGACGAGAGUUUUGUUUGCGAUAAUCCUUUGAGGUUAUCCCCGCUUAAGAAAAAAAAAAAAAAAUCGUCGCCAAAAGAAGUCGAUGGUCAAAAGUUCCUGACGAGGCUCCUGACGGUGAACGAGCGCCUCCGCCACGCCCCUCCGCCUCCCGCCCCCCCUCCCUGCCCCCCCUCCUCUCCCGCGCCCCCUCCGAGUGCCAGCCGCCCCGCCGCUCCUGGGGGAGGUCCGAGGGCCUGCGGAAGUGCCUGGAGUGCCAGAGUCUCCGGGGCGCGGUGGACGGUGGUCAGGUUGCAGGCGCGUGUCAGCAGGGCCCUUGCAACAGGCCCCUGAGCACGUGGGCGUUGCGUUGGCAGGGGAGUCGGUUGCCGGCGGCGAGGAAACAAGAUGGCCUCUGUUCCUGAAAUGCUUAUGGAGCAAAUCCAGCCUCCCCUGACCACCUCAGGAGGCAAAGUGUCUGUGGUGGGUGUUGGCCAGGUGGGAAUGGCCUGCGCCUUCUCACUCCUGACGCAGCACAUCUGCUCUGAGCUGGCCCUGGUUGAUGUUGCUGCUGACAAGCUGCGUGGAGAGAUGAUGGAUCUCCAGCAUGGACUUACAUUCCUGAGGAACGUGAAGAUUGAUGCAAACACCGAUUAUGCUGUGACAGCUGGCUCUCGUGUGUGCAUUGUUACUGCUGGUGCUCGUCAGAGGGAGGGAGAGUCUCGUUUGUCCCUUGUACAGCGCAACGUGGACAUCUUCAAGGGCAUGAUUCCCCAGCUGGUAAAGCAUUCCCCUAACUGCAUCCUCCUCAUUGUCUCAAACCCCGUGGAUAUCCUGACCUACGUUGCAUGGAAACUGUCUGGCCUCCCCAAGCACCAUGUGAUCGGCUCAGGCACCAACCUGGACUCUGCCAGAUUCCGCUUCCACCUGUCCCAGAAACUGAGUGUCGCUCCCUCAUCCACCCACGGAUGGAUCAUUGGCGAGCAUGGUGACUCCUCUGUACCUGUCUGGUCUGGUGUUAAUGUUGCUGGUGUGCGUCUGCGUGACUUGAACCCAAAAGUGGGAACUCCAGAAGAUCCUGAAAAGUAUGAUGAACUCCACAAAGAUGUUGUGAACAGUGCUUAUGAGGUGAUCAAGAUGAAGGGAUACACUUCAUGGGCCAUUGGAACUUCAUGUGCUGUUCUAACCAGGGCCAUUCUCACGAACCAACGUACUGUUUACGCCGUGUCUACAAGUGUACAGAAUUACCAUGGUAUCGACAAGGAUGUGUUCCUGAGCUUGCCUGUGGUCUUGGGUGAGAACGGUGUCACUCAUGUCAUCAAGCAGACCCUAACAGAAGCUGAAAUUGCUCAGCUGCAAAAGUCUGCUAACACACUCUGGGACGUUCAGGCCGGAAUUCAGUUCUAAGGCGCGUGAUGCAACAAUGUGAAGCUCUAGAAAACAACCUGACCUUGAACGUUCAGCAAUGGUUCACGCUGGUGGCACUGCUUGAAGGAUCAAAUUUCGAGGAGUGUAAAUAUACUGCCAAACGAGAAGGAAGAGAGAGUUUACAUGCUGCUAAUGUGCAAUAUUUAUUUUGAGGAUAGAAUGGUUCUUGAUUGUACUAAGGAUGAAGUAUUAAUAUGCAGUUCCAAUACAGUGUAUUUUGCAUUCUGCUGCAUGUGCUUUUUAUGUAUUCAGGAGAUCAUAUAGAGUAAUAACUGAUUAUGGCUUAUUGGUAUAAGAGUGUGAGUGCCUAAAGGCCAGAUAUAUGUGAUGAAUUAGAAUGAUAUUCCUCAUCUCGAAUUUAAUUGUAAGUCCUUCUCUAAGAAAAUCAUUGCAUUUGAUUUUGAUAAGAAACUGCGUAUUUUAACAACACUUUAUAAAACCUUUCUCAAAAUAAAUACAAGUAUAGGUUUUGUAAUAGGGAUCAGCAUUACAAUUCGUAAGAUCUUGACACUGAACACAUUAUAUUAUUUAUUUGUCUGAUUAGAUAUAGAAAAUAUGUAAUUCCUAAACCAGUAUUCUUAUCAGAUAUAUCUAAUAUAUUUUGAUGUAUCAAUUCUCAUCCUGUUUCCUAUGAAAUGAGUAUAUAACAAUAAAAUUAUUAGCCAAAAGGCAUCUUUUUUAAAGUAGACUAAUCAUACAUUAACUAAAAGUUAGGUUAGCAAAGUAUAGGGAUUUUGUUCGGUUCAUUGCUCUCUUCUGUAGAUAUAAAAAGGGUAUACUUGAAUGAUUACUUUCGUUUUACUUUAAUUGUGACUUCUGGUGUAUUCUGACAAGCAUAAUGCAGUUUGUAUAUGUGAUAGAAAUAUUCAAGUACUGAAAGGGAAAGUAAGUAAUUUCUGUUCCUUACCCGAAUCAAAAAAGGAAAUUAAUAGAUUUUAUUAUCUGUUGUAGCAUAUUUGGGUGUAUGAAUUAUUUGAGAAUGUUUUAUUAGCAUUAAACUCUGAGCACAUAUUGGAUAGUAUAUGAAAUUUAUUCUAUUAUAUUCUUUAUGUCUACAUCAAUAUGCUUUUCACUACAGUGUGAUAAUACACUAUGAAUGGU
Penaeus vannamei (Pacific white shrimp) is the source of this 2615-nucleotide messenger RNA. RefSeq names its product Lactate dehydrogenase (gene Ldh). Gene Ontology annotation, biological process: pyruvate metabolic process; lactate metabolic process. Lineage: Eukaryota; Metazoa; Arthropoda; Malacostraca; Decapoda; Penaeidae. The record is from RefSeq and is a predicted model, not a curated record. Gene Ontology annotation, cellular component: cytoplasm. Gene Ontology annotation, molecular function: L-lactate dehydrogenase (NAD+) activity.